Messenger RNA from Macadamia integrifolia, 1291 nucleotides. Its product is annotated as Werner Syndrome-like exonuclease. Gene Ontology annotation, biological process: nucleobase-containing compound metabolic process. The transcript has a single exon. The record is from RefSeq and is a predicted model, not a curated record. Gene Ontology annotation, molecular function: 3'-5' exonuclease activity; nucleic acid binding. Gene Ontology annotation, cellular component: nucleus; cytoplasm. Bases 249 to 1115 code for a protein of 288 amino acids. NCBI's taxonomy places the organism in Eukaryota, Viridiplantae, Streptophyta, Magnoliopsida, Proteales, Proteaceae.
GGCCCAUGGAUGCUUCUAAGUUCUAUUUCUACCUACCAUGUCCGAAGGGAGGAAGGAUUUCCAGGUUUAGGUUGUAUAACUGUGCGGGAAGUUGCAGAAUUGCCGCUUCCUUAUCCGUGAAACAUGAGAUUUGCGUUUUUGUCUUGAUUCUCUCCGUCACUUUCUUUCUGUUCUUCCUCUGCAAUCUAAACCCUAGCUUUUGCUUUGCGCACAAAAAAGGGGUUUGAGAUUCAGUUCUUGGGUUAGUCAUGAGUAAGAAGAAAGAGUCUUGGGUUCUGGAGGAUAAUCGAGCCGAACGGAGCGAAAAAGUUUCCGGCUGGGAAAUUAAUGGCGAACAGAGCUCAGGUCGGGAAUCUCAAGUGCAUGAGGAGUCCAUGCCAGCCCCGAACUGGAUCCCAUUUUCAGCGACCCCGAGUCGAGUGGAGAAAACGGUGACAACGAGCACGGCGACGGCGGACAUCACCAUUGAAGAUGUGGAGGAGGAGUUACCCUCUGACGAUCGCCAAACCUACUGUGUCACAUUCUUCGGUGAUCAAAUCCGAACCACUCUCACCCGCGUUGCCUCCGUCGUCGACCACUGGAUCGCCGACAUCCGACGCGUCCACCAGGAGAAAUUCGACCAGAAGCAGCUGGUUGUGGGGCUCGAUCUUGAAUGGCGCCCUAGCUUCAGCCGCAGCGUCGAGCACAGAGUCGCCGUCUUACAGCUCUGCGUCGAAGGCAAUUGCUUGAUAUUUCAACUACUUUACGCCGAUCGCAUACCCACCUCUCUCAUCGAAUUCCUCAGCAACCCGAGUUUGACGUUCGUUGGAGUAGGAAUCCAGGGGGAUGUGGAGAAGCUAUUGGUGGAUCACGAACUGAACGUGGUAAACACUGUCGACCUUCGUUCCUUGGCUGCGAAGAAAUUGAGCAUCCCGGAACUUCGGGAUGCAGGGUUGAAAGAGUUGACAAGAGAGGUUCUUGGGAAAGAAAUAGGGAAGCCCAGGAAGGUGACGAUGAGUAGAUGGGAUGCAGAGUGGCUCACCUACGAUCAAGUUCAAUACGCCUCCCUUGAUGCUUUUCUUUCUUUCCAGAUAGGAAAGAAUUUGAUUCUGGGGGGAGGAGUCGGCUCUGGGUGAAGCCAUCUGAGGCUCUGUAAUUAGCGUUGUGCCCUCUUCUUGUUUGUCUUUCUGCCUCUGUUACCAUUCAAUUUCCAUUGCAACUUCCAUUUAGUUCUUGUACUCUCCUCUCAGAUUUGAUUGGUUCUUCCAAAGGAUUCUAAGAAAUGAAUCAAAUUGACUGUGAUCACUAGCUA